GCCAGGCGUACUUGGAGAUGGAGACUGUCGGGAUGUGACCCCGGAACAGGACGCCUCCUUAGAAACAACACACCAUUCAAAUAAAAUCCAAACGACAGAAAGCUGGACCAGGAGAGCAGUGCUGCGGGAGCUGGGGGGAUGAACCGCGAGGAGGCCCCUGGGAAGACUCCGGAGGAGAUGUACAUCCAGCAGAAGGUGCGGGUGCUGCUCAUGCUCAAGAAGAUGGGAUCCAACCUGACGCCCAGUGAGGAGGCCUUCCUCAGGAAUUACGCCGGUGUGGUUCACAGUCAGAUGAGCCAACUACCGCAGCACCCCAUUGACCAGGGCGCGGAGGACGUGGUGAUGGCCUUCUCCCGGCAAGAGACGGAGGACCGGAGGCAGUGACGUCCCACCCGCCUGCUGCGACACGCCGCGGCGUGCUGUGCUGUGCUGUGCCGUGCUGCGCUGUACCGUGCCGCGUUGUGUUGUGUCUCCCAAGCCUAACACUGUGGAUGGAAGAGGAGAGGGGACGAGCGUUGGGACAGGGAUGGGAGGGAAGAGGAGAAGGGGGGCGGAGGUGAAUCCAUCAUGGGCACUUGGCUCGGUCCUUCCACUCCUUACCCUCCCUCUCUCCCUCUCCCCUUCCCUAUCUCUCUUUCUCUCUAUCUCUCUCUCUCUCUCUCUCGCCUUUCUUCCUCUCCUCCUCCUCCUCCUCCUCCUCCUCCUCCUCCUCCCGAUAUGAACUGCCACACUAAGCGCCCUCACUCCAGUGGUCCCAGGCCAUGGUGAUGGGGGAAGACGCCGAGAGAAGACAUGGGAGAGAACUGUUGUGAGUGCAGAACCAUUUUUUUUGUUGGAUUUUAGUCAUUGUUUUUCUUGUGAGGGUUUUUUGUUUGUUUCAUGUUUUUGUUUUUGCAUCAUGUAUUAUUGGGGCAGUGUUGUGUUUGAUGUGUGUAUGUCUCAGAGUGUGUGAAUGGACCAACAUUAUCCAUUUGUUUGGUCAAACUAAAGGGGAGACAGUGGGGGGUGGGGUGGGGGGGGGACUAGAUGUAUUUCAAGGGUGUCCUUAGAAGGGCCGUCAUAUUCUGUUCAUUUUGAUGUGUGAGUGUUAUCGACAGAACCAGGCAAGCAAAGGGGUGUUUAUGUGACAUGUGUCAUGUUUUGGUUUUCCUCAUUUGAUUGAAUGAGAAGUGCUCUUUGCAUAGUUUCUUUGUAUUUCACACUAAAAGCUAAAGUGCUGAGGCGCCUACCGACUGUCCACGAUGAAACCGGAAGAAUCCACACGUAAGCAAGCACAUUCUUAAAAAAAAAAAGGUGCAUACAAAUUUCCUUCAGAAAGUCUUUUCACUGAAAUGUACUGACUUAACCUGUUUUUUAUUGUAUAAACAGUAAGAAAAAAUAGGACAAUGAAUGACGUGUGCCAACUGUGUUUUUUGUAACAUUUUAAGAAUCUGAUGAAUGUCUUAGUUCUUAAUUUAUUGUUUAUCUUGUUACACUCUAACUCCAGUGAAGGGUGUUUUGCUCAUGACUCAAGGCCUGAUGGACUGUGAUUUUGCAACUACACUCAUCAUUCUGGUCAUGUUUGCCCAAAUUCAGACACACUGUGGAACUAGGUGUUGUAUAAUGUUUGAUCAGUAAAAUAGAUUCCUCUCCCGACUUGCGAGAUGUAAUUAGCAGAGUAUUUAGCUGUUGUUCUUCACACCCAAAAUCAAAGCUCCACUGUGCUAUGGGACAGAGGUGACUAAAGACCAGUCACACUUAUUCAGAACCUCAGCCUUAAAACAUCACACAGGCACCCUUGCAUCAACAGCAAGUGAAGCACGGACACAGCACACAGUUACACAUUAGCUUCCGACUCUAAUCUUUUAAUUAUUGCAGUUAUGCCAAUAGCAUGAAGAGCUACAGUAAAAGGGAAUAUCCAGAGCAUGGUGUUCUAAACACCAUUAAAUUACCCCCCGAGACCUCAAACAGAAACACUUUAUAAUCGUGUUUGUUUGUUAGUUAGUUUCUUCUGAACUGGAAUGUCAAAAAUAUUUUUUCAUUUCUUUUUUUUUUUUCUAAUCUGCAUUAAAUUUUUGGUCUUUUUUGGUGAUGACAUGGCACCAUGGGCAAUAUUUAAUGUGUAUAAAUAUAUUUUGUUAACGUGCUUAACUUAAAAAAAAAAAAAAAACAAUUGUAACUUAAUGUUUUAUGAAAUUAAGCAUGCUUGCCUUGUGGUUUUUAAAGUGUUCAUUUCAGUAGUUCUUCAAAGAAUCGUGACUCAUUGACCAUCACUUGUACAUCCCUGAUGUCUGCGGAAGGUCGUCCUCUUGGACAUCAUAGGUUUUUAUCAUUAUUGUUGUCGUCCAUUUUAUCUUGUUGGCAAUAAUGGCAGAAAUCUUGAAACCGAAUGUCCUCAGUGUUUAUGGCUAAUGACAUAUUUCAUUUCUCUGCCAGUGACAAGGAAGUCUGUUCUUUAUAUGUUUACUUUUGUUUUUAUUUGUUUGUUUCUAAAACAUUUUUGCCUAUGCAUUUUUGUCCCUUAAUCAACAGUCUUACUGUGAUGACAUCAGGUUCUGUCCAUUUAGGCCCAGCAUCUCUAGUCUAUUAGUAUAAGAAUGUCUGUUUACUUACAUUGGACUUAAAGUCUAAAUAAUUGACAGCAUGCUGUUUAUGAUCCCUAGUGCUGUAUAUCUUUUAAUGUGAUGGCCUGAUGUUGCCUAGCUGUCGUUCUUUGGGUUCUAAAAAUUGUGUUGCUUUUUUGUAUUUUGAUUUUGCGUUUUUUUUUUUUUUUCCAUUGAUAACUGAUUAGUUGGUUUUUGCUAUAUGGCUGCUGACCAUGUCUUUUGACUAAAUGCUUCCAAAACCUAUACCAACUGAACCAUUAAAAGAAUUUAAAGAUGGC
Sardina pilchardus (European sardine) is the source of this 2863-nucleotide messenger RNA. RefSeq names its product catenin, beta interacting protein 1 (gene ctnnbip1). Bases 139 to 384 code for a protein of 81 amino acids. The record is from RefSeq and is a predicted model, not a curated record. Gene Ontology annotation, molecular function: beta-catenin binding. NCBI's taxonomy places the organism in Eukaryota, Metazoa, Chordata, Actinopteri, Clupeiformes, Clupeidae. Gene Ontology annotation, cellular component: cytosol; nucleus; beta-catenin destruction complex. The transcript has 4 exons. Gene Ontology annotation, biological process: negative regulation of Wnt signaling pathway.